AUCACGGAGUCAGCAUUCUUCGCAUUUUCGAGUCCUGGAGCAGAUCUCAAGAACUCGAAUGAAUCUUUUAUCCAAUAUAACAGAGUCUAUACAGCAUCAUCUCCAUUGUCAGGUCAACAUGCUUGCUUGAAUGCUUGACCAGAUCUGGCAGAGAUCUCCCUGCAGUUCUUCGCUUCUUCUCCCUCGCCAUCGGCAGAGAUGCCCAUCUCCGUGGACGGCAGAGGCGGCGCCAUCGCGCUCAUGCUGGCAUCCCUCUUCCUCCUGGGCACCUGGCCGGCUCUCCUGACGCUGCUGGAGCGCAGAGGACGGCUGCCCCAGCACACCUACCUCGACUACUCCAUCACCAACCUCCUCGCCGCCGUCGUGAUCGCUAUCAAAUUUGGGCAGGCUGGAGAAACCAGCCCAGGCGAGCCAGACUUCUUCACGCAGCUCGGCCAGAUGAAGGAUAACUGGCCUUCAGUGCUGAUGGCAAUGGCUGGCGGCCUCGCUAUCGGUCUCGGAAACCUGGCCUCGCAGUACGCAUGGGCGUUUGCUGGUUUGUCAGUGACAAACAUCAUCUGCUCAAGCAUGACGGUACUUCUAGGCACAACAAUCAACUAUGUUCUUGAUGGUCGCAUAAAUCGAGCCGAUAUACUCUUCCCCGGUGUCCUGUGCUUCCUCAUAGCAGUGUUCCUUGGCGCCGCGGUCCAUUCUUCCAACGCCAAGGAUGAUGAACGGAAGCUAAGCAUGUCAGGCAGCCAUUUCUGAACAAACAAUAUGUUUUUUUCGUUCAAAAGCAUCUCCUUGGUGUCAAGAAGCUCUAAAUAUUUGCACGAAGAAUGCGAGCUCAGUAUGGCCUGCUAACGGGGGAAUUCUACCAACCCGCCCCCACCCAUGA
Molecule: messenger RNA, 877 nt
Organism: Setaria italica (foxtail millet)
Lineage: Eukaryota; Viridiplantae; Streptophyta; Magnoliopsida; Poales; Poaceae
Product: ureide permease 2
Exons: 3
Coding region: 199-747 (182 amino acids)
Biological process (GO): nitrogen compound transport
Cellular component (GO): membrane
Molecular function (GO): uracil:monoatomic cation symporter activity; allantoin:proton symporter activity
Source: RefSeq, a predicted model, not a curated record